Galdieria sulphuraria is the source of this 1255-nucleotide messenger RNA. Its product is annotated as sodium symporter-like protein. Gene Ontology annotation, molecular function: 9,15,9'-tri-cis-zeta-carotene isomerase activity. Gene Ontology annotation, cellular component: chloroplast. The record is from RefSeq and is a predicted model, not a curated record. The transcript has 2 exons. Lineage: Eukaryota; Rhodophyta; Bangiophyceae; Galdieriales; Galdieriaceae. Gene Ontology annotation, biological process: carotene biosynthetic process. Bases 16 to 1074 code for a protein of 352 amino acids.
UUCCUUCCACAUAUUAUGGCUUUCUUGGAUUGUUUCUGUCAGUGCAAUCGUAAGAUCGCCUCCUGUUUUCAAAGGAAACUGCAUUGCCAUAUAAGUAAAGAUUCCUUGUUUAGAGCUGGAGUUUUCUUAUCUCCAGUGGGUUCUUGUUCUUUUCUUGCCACUAAGAGAGUGGGCGUUCAAGCGAAUUGUAACAAGUGCUCAGAAAGAAGAGUUUGUAUUGUGUCCUUGAAAAGCGAGUCCACUUCUGACGCUAUCAAGUCUCAAUGGUGUUUGUAUGUCUCUGCUUUACUUUCUGCAUCUGCCUGCCUGUUUCCUGUUGUUUGUGUUUAUUUUGACUCCAACACAUCUUUUAAUUCGAACUUCCAGACACUUUUGGAUAAAUAUACUUCGCACUAUACUAUUAUCGGGCUUCAAGUGCUGUUUUCAACAGUUCAUAGUGGCUUGGCCUCUUUGCGUCCGUCGGUCACGAAACUUCUGGGGGAGCGACUUUAUCGAAUAGGAUUUGCUGUCUCCAGUCUUCCUUUGGCUGUGGUUAUGAUAGGUUACUUCGUAACACACCGAUAUGAUGGUAUUAUAUUAUGGCAGAUUCGAAAUAUUCCAGGUAUUCAUGAGCUGGUGUGGUUGCUGUCGUUCAUUUCCUUUUAUUUCUUGUAUCCGGGAACUUUUCGUCUACUUGAAAUAGCAGCGAUUCAGAAGCCUGAGCUGCAUCUUUUUGGGGAAGGAAUUAUGCGAAUUACUAGACAUCCUCAGUUGUGGGGUCAGAUCUUAUGGUGCAUUGGUCAUAUGUUAUGGUUGGGUUCAUCUUUUUCAGUAGUAACGUCUCUAUGUCUUGUAUCUUAUCAUUUUUUUGGUGCGUGGCACGGAGAUCAACGUCUGAAAAGUAAGUAUGGAGAGGAAUGGACUGAAUUGGAAGAACAAACAAAUGUUCUUCCAUUUGUAGCUGUAUUUAGUGGAAAGCAAAAGUUGGUUGUUUCAGAGUUCCUUCAUCCAGCCUACUUGGUUAUCACUGUCUUCACUUUUUGUUUGUAUGUUUUGCAUCCUAAUAUCAUACAGCUUUUUGGCCAUUCUAGUUAAACAUGGCCUUGCAGUUAGAUGUCCCCAAUGUUCGCUUUCCGUAUCUGUAGUGUUGAGAAGGCUUCGUUCCAUAUUUCAAAUACAUGCGUAGAGCUGUUUUUAAGAUAUAGUUCGUAUUAAUAGGAGAAACAUUUCAAAAGUAAAGACAAAUAAAUUAGAGCUUCUCAUAUUAAUUUGACAG